This is a messenger RNA of Arabis nemorensis, 663 nucleotides long. Lineage: Eukaryota; Viridiplantae; Streptophyta; Magnoliopsida; Brassicales; Brassicaceae. The record is from the annotation of a GenBank genome assembly.
AUGGAUCUUGAAACUGAAAACCGAAUAGCUUCGAUUCUGUUAAGAGAAGCAGCAGAAUUGAGGAGACAAGCUGAGAAAGAAGGAGUCCGAGCUUAUCUUGAGAACCCUAAUGUAAGACAUCGACCUAACUCAAGGUUUCUUACAGCUACUGUUCUUGGUGUUCAACAAGCAAACAAAGCUGUAGAUAUCAAUGAGAUGUGGAGUCUUCGGAGUAAAGAGAUUGAGUCUGAUGAGAGGCUCAAACGAAAAUCAAGAGAAGAGAGCAGCAGUGGUCAAAGUGAGAGGAGUUUUGUUAAGAGAUGCACUUCCGUUGAUGAGAAUGUCACUCAUUCUUCAUCAUCAUCAAGCCAGAGCAGAAACAAAAGAUGGCGACCAGAAGAUGAAGAACAAGGCUUAGGAGAUGUCGAUAUUGACACUUUUCUCCAAUCAAGGGUCAAGCGCGGCAGAGGCUCUGUUGGUCCUAGGAUGGAUGAAUCAUUCCCUUGUCUUCCUGUGUCGGAACGGUCGAGAACUUCUGAUACAGGAGAUCGGAAGUUUCCGAUUCAGCCAGAGAGAUCGCCUCUAUUAAGACAUGAGACUGGUUCUUCUUCUUCCGAGGAGGACGAGGAACUAGAUCUUCUUCUUAAUUUGGACAAAAGCAUUUGCCUUUACACCUGGCAGUGA